Molecule: messenger RNA, 935 nt
Organism: Lolium rigidum
Lineage: Eukaryota; Viridiplantae; Streptophyta; Magnoliopsida; Poales; Poaceae
Product: thioredoxin M2, chloroplastic-like
Exons: 2
Coding region: 252-626 (124 amino acids)
Cellular component (GO): cytoplasm
Molecular function (GO): oxidoreductase activity, acting on a sulfur group of donors, disulfide as acceptor; protein-disulfide reductase activity
Source: RefSeq, a predicted model, not a curated record
GUUCUAGAUCAGUAUCAUACAUGGAAAUGCUAUGCGCCUUGUGACGCUGAAGAUAUUUUUGUUCCUGUAAAGGUGGUUCUAUGGAUCUUGUGUGAACAUAUUUCUCAGUCUGGAUGGAAUUUCUCUGUUCUUGUUUAGGGACCGGCCUUACCCUUCGUAGCAAUUAGAACCUGGAUGGCUGACGGUGCAAACCUUGUGCUACGUUUGUUCUUCUGUUGGGGUUUGAAUCCAACUUACCGAGCUCAACCAAUAUGGGUGUAGAGGAUUCUAGGAUCAUUGGGCAUGCAUGCAAUGGCAUAAAACACUUUCCUGACGUCACGAAGGCAACAUGGCAGUCACUUGUUAUGGAGAGCGAGCUUCCUGUCCUCGUUGAGUUCUGGGCCUCCUGGUGUGGACCGUGCAAAAUGAUCGACCCAAUUGUCGGCAAGCUGUCAAAGGAGUAUGAAGGGAAGCUGAAAUGCUACAAGCUCAACACCGACGAGAACCCAGACAUAGCAAGCCAGUACGGCGUCCGGAGCAUCCCGACCAUGAUGAUGUUCAAGAACGGUGAGAAGAAGGACGCGGUGAUCGGAGCAGUGCCCGAAAGCACGCUGAUCACAUGCGUGGAGAAGUUCACCGAGAGGUAAAAUGUCGGAACGGACCUCCUGGACAGAGUUAGCGCUUGGCAUCCCACGCACGUCCUACAUUCAGAUCAUCUGAAACUCAGACGCCGUCUGCACAAUCUUUCUAUACCUGCGUGUAGAUACUAGAUAGUAUCAGUAAAUUGCUUUCUGUAUCAUCAAUAAUAAGUAGAAUCGCAUGGUGAAAGUCUCAUGAAAGCCUGGUUCCAUUGUUACCAUUCUUUUGGGCUGUAGAUAUAUAUGACAGGACUGUUAAAAGAGUCAGUAUUCUGUAGCAUAUCACAUAUUUCCAUCAGUUCGUGUGAUUGUUUCCCA